Messenger RNA from Pocillopora meandrina, 7327 nucleotides. NCBI's taxonomy places the organism in Eukaryota, Metazoa, Cnidaria, Anthozoa, Scleractinia, Pocilloporidae. The record is from the annotation of a GenBank genome assembly.
CAAGCUAUUGCGAUUCUUCAUUCUGUAUCAUAGCUUUGAAGUCUUUUUUGUUACUUUCUCGGUCUUAGUUACUUUCUUUGAAGCAUUUCCACGUGGAAUUGAGGAAGCAAGGUCGUAAAACAGUCAAACGUGGCUUCCAUUUCCACGACAGAGGUAAGAACGCAUGGUUGUAUCAGAUUUUUGAACAUAAUUUAAGGUAAAUACUUUUAUUCUAAGUUUCUCAGUUAACAUUUUCUCUUUCACAUGUUCUUAAUCUGUCCUAAUUUUCUCUGAUUUCCGGCCAUGGAAGACGUUCCUGCAGUUAACUGACGAGGAUUGCUAACUUUUAUUGAUUCUGGCGUUGAUUAAUUGCUUUGCCGCUUCGUGUUACUUAAAAGCUACUUAAGUUUAGCUUGUUCGAGCAAGCUUACUGUCGAAUUCACUAAAAAUUUGCAGGCAAUACUUGGCUUAUAUAUGCAUUUACUUAAUUUCCCCCCCUUUUUUUUUUUACGAUGCAUUUGAUCAAAAAAAAAAACGAUAAACAUUCGCAGCGUAUUUCAUGUGAUUAUGUUUAAUUUAUUAUUUUAUAGUUUGAAAGAAAUAUUUUUCUUUUUGAUAGGCUACUUGAAUUGUCCUAAACUGUGCUAUUAUACUGGUUUCCUUGUUAAAUAUUUAGACUAAAUAAUUUUUCUACAGAUGUCAGCUAGUGAUUUAUUGCAAGCUUCCUUUCAAUUGACUGUUUCCGAUUUUUAAGAAUCCAAUUCACCAACUGGUAAUGAUUGCAUAUUUAGAGUGAUUGAUUGGUAUCUGAGUAAAGUUUUACCUUUUGUCAUCAGCUAAUCAACACAUGAUCAAUCAUUAAUCACAUCAUGUACAUGUUUCUGAUCAAUUUUUUUCUUUAUUAUCAAAACUUGUAUACUUAUUAUUGGCUGCAUGCAUUCAAGUAUGUGUCUUGGGGUAAAUUCAAGACUUCUGUUUGGUUCUUACUUGGUCAGGAUUUUGCCAAAAGGACCAUCAUCGCACCAUAUGGACAAAAAUAAAACAUGCAUUUUUUACUUGGAAGCCAGGAAAUUCAAAAUAAAAAAAUUUAGUCUAAGUGACAUUGAUGCAUGACUGUUACCUUGCUUUCUUGAGCCGUACUUGGGAAUAUUGGCACUACAUAUGUCAUUUCUACAUCGACACAACCUUGGGCCAAUAUUCUCUAGAAAAGCCCUCGGCUCCACCAGUUAGUCAGAAGUUAGUACUGGCUUUUGCAAAAAUAAUCUACACUUUACAUGUAUAUUAGGCUAUUUUGAAUUCCAGAACCAUUGAUUUCUUUGUUACUCUACAUUUAUUGAAUUUUUUUUGUACACAAGGUCAGCCAGCAAGGAUCAUAUGAUAUUUGAAAAACAACCAGCCUUGAUUAGCAACAAAAUUAAUGUAAGCAGUAAAAAAAAAUCAUUUUUGUGCACAAAACAUAGAACCAUGAGGGUUGGAAAAACAAUUUGUUGUAUACUUGUACAGGUAAACCACAAAUGUCAGCACCUGUUUGGCAUUGAAAUCCAUUUCAAAAUAAACUAGACACCAACAGCUUCAUGUGUGAGACACAGAAAGAAUAUCUUUGCAUGAGAACCUUGAAAAUACAAGCAAUCAUUAAUUUCACCCUUAAACUCCCAUGAGUGACCUAGAUAGAAUUUCUCCUUACAAUAUCAAUCAGACAGGUGAUGAGAAUAAAAAAAUAUAAGUUUAAGGAUUUUCUAGUUGAUCUAGUACCAAAUUCUCAGAAAUAGCAUCAUAAAUAUUGUAUGGAAGACAGUAAGGAGAAUUAUUAAUGAGAUCUUAGCCAGGUGUCAAAGUGUUAAACACCUAAAAAGAAGUCCAAGAGGCUCUGUGUGGUGAGAGCUUUUAGCACCAUGCAUAAUUCUCCCAAAAUUCAAGCUUGAGAAAGUGUUUGUGGGCUUUGUUAUCAGAUGGAAAAGGAAUGUUGAAACAUAUUAUCUAUAUGCAGAACUAUACACCAAAAUUGGCAAAUUCACCUUAAGUUCAUAAACAUGCUUACCCAUUGCUUUUUUUUCACAUUUGUUGCCUGACAUGGCAUAACGUUUAUCCUCUUCCAAUGAACAUUAGGAUUUACUGGUAAUUACUUAUUUAAAGGAAAUAGAAAUCAAGGGUUCAUCAAGUGAAUUUUGCAAAGAUAGUCAAAUAUCCUGUAUACUAUACUUCUUUCAGGGUCUCCCAUAUCCUUGUAAAACUAACUUCCUUCCAGUAUUGCACAUACUAAAUGUUUUCUGGGAAACAUAAUAAUCACAAAAACCCUGGAUAAAGUGUUGGGGAUACCCUUGGCUGAAAAUAAAAUAGAGGUGAAAUAGCCAAUCAACAAAUCAAUAGUUUAAGCUUUAUUGAACUGCUAAAAAUGAUCAUUUUAACAGCAUAAACAUUAACCAAGUUUAAAUGAUUGAUGCUACAGUUUACUCAUAUUUGUGCAGGAUUUUCUUAUCUAUAUAAAUUUCGAAUAAGAUGUUGAUGACAAUGGUGUUCUAUACUAGCUUUCAUGCUCAGGGUUUCUAUAUGUAUUAACUUUAUUUGCUCCUGUAUUUAUGAUGCAUUUGUUCAAAAAACAAUAAAAAAAUUUUCCAGUGUAUUUCAUGUGUUUAUGUUUUAUAGUUUGAAAGUAAUUUUUUCUUUUUGAUAGACUACUAAUAGAUUCUCCUUCUAAACUGUACUGUUAUAUUGAUUUCUAUCUACAGCCUCCUAGUGUAAAUUAAUAAUUUGAACUGUUGCUGUUACAAACUAUUUGAAAUUGUGAGACACAGAUGAUGAUUUUUGUCCAAUUUAUCUUAAUUAACUGGGAAUGUAUUUAUAAAUCUUGAAAUUUUUUAUUAUAAGAGGUGAAUUACUGUUCUUCUUAAAAUAAAUGCUUGUUUUCUUCAGUAUAUGCAUCUUUUUUUCUUUUACUGCUUUAACCAGUUAUUUGUUUUCCAUUAAUAUUAAUGGACUUGUGAUCUUGUGUCUAAAAAGUGUAUCCCUCCCAUGCUCAGAGGGGAGAAAAUAUUUAUUUUGCAGCUGGGUAAUAUGUUGAGCUCAGAUGUUUAUUGACCAUUUGUAACCAUCUUUUUUUCAGGCAAGGAUAACUUUAAAAAGCAACUUUUUGGAAGAAGCAUCUUCUUACAGUUGCUAUGACUUCAGGAAGAAGUCCAAUUAAAGUUUCAUGUGAAAAAGAAGACUUACCUGACCAAGAAAAUGUACCAGAUUUUGAUGAGGACACUUUACGAGGUGAGCUAGGCUUGAGUUUGGCAUCAGUUAUUGUUAGAACAAUUUCUUUUCCACCAGUUUCAAGAAGCAAGCAGAUCUGGAGAAGGAUACACUGUAUUACCACUUUAAAUGAGAUUUUGGCCAGUCAUGACUCUCUUCUAUGAUUAGAAUAUGUUGUUCAUUGAGAGGAUUUAUGACACAGAAAAAUUUGACAUUUGCUUUACACAAAGUUAUAAUAAUAAGUAAAAGACUUUAUUUUGAUCAUCAUAUAACAUCCAUUUUGUAAGUUUGCAUCAUAAAUACCACCAUCAUCAUCAUCAUCAUCAUCAUCAUAUCUUCCCAUUAUAAUGCAUUAACAAUCAAUUCAAAAGCUUCAACAUCCCUUCCCUCCUUCUCCUUAACCAACAAGCAUCAUCCAAGCCAAAGGGGGGUAGGGGUGGGGGGUGGGGAAGAUAAGAUUGAACAAUUUGCCUGACUGGCAUUGGGGAAUUUGAACCAGAAAAGUCAAGACUUUCCAUUAGAAUACAAGUGUUAUACCAUUGAAUAUGGUGGUGUUUAAGGUAGAUAGUGCACUUUCAUUAACAAGUGGCUAAGAAGAAAAAAUUGCACAAGGUCUAGGUUUUAAAGCUUGGUUUAAUUAUUUCGCUUUUUACUUAAAAAUUGGGUAGGGCAUUUGACCACAUAUUAUGGGAAUUUUUUAGGAAUUUUUAGAAACUGAUUCCCAAAAGUAAGUACCUAAGGGUUUGCUUCAAAUUGAAUGAUGUCUAAUUCAUGUAAUUAUUAUUACCGCUGUUGUCACCCACAUUAUUGCAUUAUCAUAACUUAUAAUCUCAUCUUCUUUAUUAUUAUUAUCAUUGUUGGGCCGAUGAGUAAUUGAAGUGCACGGUCGACAAGGCUUGGAUUUUCAGUAUUUAUUAAGUGAAUGUAAUCUGAAGCUGUGGAAAUUGCAAAAUCACAAACAUUACCUAGAGAUCUUUCCAUGCAAAUGACAUAUCUGGCAGUAAAACUUACAUUCAUCCAGCCUUGUGAGAACAUAGAGUUAUAAACUCGCCAGCAUUAAAAUAUCCUUAGGCAAAUCCUUGAUCCUUAGACAAAUCCUUUGUGAAAACAUGCAUUAAACAUUUUUUACUUUUGCUUGGUGCAACACAAGACAAAACUGCUAUUACAUAAUAACAAGGCAGUCUAUGGGGCCUUGCGGCCCUGAGAUUAGUUUUGAGUCCAGUCUGUGCAGUUGAGGUAAUCAACAACUCUUAUCAUUUAUAUCAUGACUACUUGUCUAUAGGUAAUUUUGCUUGAAAGUGACAGUUGCUAAUUUUGCUUUUUACAAAGAAAUUGGGUACAUUUGAUCAUAAUUUUUGCUGGGGGUGGGGGGGGGGGGAAGGGGGGGGAGUUUGAGGAGACCAACCUCCAAAAGUCCAGGGGUUAGCUUCAAAUUGAGUGAUGCUCAGUUCUCAUUAUCAUCAUCAUCCUUGUCCUCAUCAUCUUCCCUAUUGUCACCCACAUUAUCAGCAUUAUCAUAACUAUUAAUCUCACAGAAACAGAAGGAGACUCUGGGCCUCCCAUAUGGGUCAUUAAUCCUUCAAGAUAAAUGAGGAUUUUGGUCAGUUCCUCACAGAAAUAUAACAUUUGAACUCCAGAUUUGCCACAUCCAAUGUUAUUAUGGUUAUCUCAGGGUUCUUCUCUUAAUUUUCUUGAAUGCGCUUAGAUUGUUCUGAAGUAGGGAUUGCACUCUCUUCUAAACAAUCAUCACAACAGCAACUGAGUGACUGAUUGGUUGAGCUUUCAGCCAUAAAAAGUCUCAUAAACUAACUGAGUGGGGUUUUUCUUAUGAGGGGGAGGGGGGUCAAGCUGCAGACAUCAUUUAAAGUUUUCAGGGGAUGGUUCUUGAAGUCAGGCAGGUGCAAAGUGGCAGCUGGCACAAAAUGAAAAAUCUGCAGAUUAACUACCACCACAGACUUUGACAUAAAUUAUUUUCUAUCUUUUCUUUGCAGCCACAGCUGAUGUUUACAGGAAUGAGGGUAAUGAGGCCUUCAAGAAAGGAGAUUUCAUCAAUGCUAUUCACUUUUACACAGAAGGAAUUAAAAUGAACUGUAAUGAGAAAGAACUGAAGGCCAAACUGUUCAACAAUAGGGCUAUUACACAUUUUAAACUUGGUAAGAUGACGAGAGCUUUAAUAUGCUUUUUUUUUUUAUCUUUUGAAGCGUAGGACUGUGACAUACAGUAGUAGCUUUCUGAUAAAGGUGAUAAUUUUGAAUUUUUGCCAAAAAAGAAAUUCUCCAGAAAAAUGUUCAUGCCUCACCUUGGCCUCUCAAACAUUCAAAGAAGUUAUUAUAAGUCUGUAAUACUCCAUAUAUCAAUGAGCAUCACAAGCUUUUCCUAAAAUGAAUGUAGAGGUGCUCAGGGUUUGCUAUAUGUAGAACUAAUCAGAGAUAUUUAUUUUAAAACCAGGAAAUCACCAGGAUUCACUAAGGGAUGCAGAAGCAGCCAUUGAGUUAAAUCCAACUUUCCUCAAGGCAAUUGUGAGAGGUUAGAUAUGUUAGCUGUGCUAUAGUAAUAAAAAAAGGAAUUCAUCACUCUAUGGAUAGAUGAAGUUAAAUUCAUCUCUCAAUUGACUUAAAUUAAGAGGUGGAGGCAACCCUGAUGUACAUUUGAUUAUAGCUCUUGACUGCUGUGCCGACUAACUUUCUAUUAUGAUAAGAAUAUUAUUUUGAAUUGGAUGAAGAACUCAAUGCUGAAUGCAAAUUAAGGCCAAAUUUCAGCUUGAGUAUUUUAGUUCCCUGGGGUGUCAGAUAUGUUAAUUCGCUAUCUAGCUGUUUUGAAGAGAAGUAAGGACUUAACUUAACUCAAAACUGUGAGAAAACUUUCCUCUUUCGUCAAGUAUAACUCAACUUCAAGUGCUAUAAUACAUGUUAUAAAAUAAUUCAAAUAGUAUGCGCGCUCUGAUUGGCCAUAAAACCAUUUUACAUGAGCGUAUGUAAACACGGUUUUCGUUCCUCUUUCAUUAGUUAUUUUAUAAAAGAAAUGUAAAAUGGUUUCCGUGUUUACAUAGCCUGAUGUAAACACGCGGGAGGUUGGGAGAACACGAGAUAAGCUGGAAACCACUCCGCUUCGCGUCGUGGUUUCCUACGCUUAUCUCGUGUUCUCCCAACCUCCCGCGUGUUUACAUCAGGCUCUGUAAACACGGAAACCAUUUUACAUUUCUUCAUUAUAAUAAUGUAACUAGAGACGGCAUGAGUGAAUCUUAUUCUUGGUGAACUUCAAACCUUAGUUUGAGUCACCUCUUAGGAAUAAAUUAUCAACUGAUUUAGUUAAUCGAAUAAGUUAACUCAUACUAAAGGGAGACUAGUAUUUAUUUCAAAUAAAAUUUUUAAUUUGAAUUUUGAUUGAAGUUGAAAUGUAACGUAGUUCUUAAAAGGUUAAUUAACAAAUGUACCAUUUAAAAAAAAUUAAAAAGUGGGUUUCAUUUUUCUGUUUUUUAUUCUAUUCAUAUCUUAUGUGUUGUAUUUUAUCCAGUUAUGAGUUAUCUUUUUGAUAUAUUUAUUGUAUAAUUUUAAGUUAAAAGGUGUUUUUUUGGUUUGUUUUAUUUUGUUUUCUGUUUAUUUUUGUUUUCUGGUCUGUAAUGAUGUAGCUUUCAAUGAUUUCAGAUUCUUUUCUUGGAAUUGAGCUACAGUAAUUAGAUGCUUACCGGUAGUUGUGUUGUUGCCUACAGGAGCCACUGCCUGUGUUGAACUGAAGAGAUUUGAAGAAGCAAUCACUUGGUGUGAUAAGGGAUUAGCAGUAUCCUUUGAAGGAAUCUUUAAUUUUUAACCGUGGGUAUAAUGGAAAUAUUCCACAAUUUGAUGUUUAAAGGGAGACAAUGCAAAGAAGGGUAUUAAUUACGAUGGGAACUUAUCAGCUCAUAAUUUGAGUGUUUGUAAUUAUGAAACAUGGGAAAGGUUAAUACCUCAUGUCUUAAUAAUGAUAUAUUCCUUUUAGCCAUGACUUAGUCGUACUAUCCAUGUCACAACUGGUGCAUUAUAUUGUUACGUUACUUUGGUUAAAAGACUACUAUUCAUCCAGUUUAUUAUUGGUAUAUGGAUAGAUGAUCUCUCUAAAACGAGUCAGAAAAAGAAGCUUG